UCCAGAGAGCCCCGUGCGCUGCCGGGCUCAGGGCCGGACAGGGAAUUGUCGCUUCCCCCCUGGUUCCCCCCUCGGCAGCCAGCCCGUGCCUGCCGCUGGUCACGGCUCCGGUGAGCGGCGGAGCGCCUCGGAUGAGUGCAGGAGUGAGCUGGAGAUGGUGGACCAUCUUGCAAAUACCGAGAUCAACAGCCAGCGCAUUGCUGCUGUGGAAAACUGCUUUGGGGCUUCUGGACAGCCCUUAGCCUUGCCAGGCAGGGUCCUUCUGGGAGAAGGGAUUUUAACCAAAGAAUGCCGCAAGAAACCAAAGCCUCGCAUAUUUUUCCUUUUCAACGACAUCCUCGUCUACGGCAGCAUAAUCAUCAACAAAAGGAAGUACAAUUCCCAGCACAUCAUCCCCCUUGAAGAUGUCACUUUGGAGACGCUGCCAGACACCUUGCAGAUGAAGAACCGCUGGAUGAUUAAAACCUCCAAGAAGUCCUUUGUGGUUUCCGCAGCCUCCCUCACGGAGAGGAAGGAGUGGAUCAGCCAUCUGGAGGAGUGCAUCAAGCACCUGCUGACGAAGACGGGCCGGCAGCCCUGCAGGGAGCACGCGGCUCCCUGGAUCCCAGACAAGGCGACGGACAUCUGCAUGCGCUGCACGCACACCAAGUUCUCCACGCUCACCCGCAGGCACCACUGCCGCAAGUGCGGCUUCGUCGUGUGCGCAGACUGCUCCAGGCACAGGUUCCUGAUGCCCCGGCUGUCCCCCAAGCCCCUGAGGGUCUGCAGCCUGUGCUACAGGCAGCUGCUGGCGGAGAAGAAGAAGGAGGCAGAGGCGGAUCGGAGGCAGACGGAGCCGAUCCGCUCCACCAUCCAGGGCUACGAGCCCUCCAGUGGCGAUGACAGCGACAAGUCUGACGACGAGAAGGCCGAGCAGUGGCCAGCAGACACUGAGUUCUAUACCUCAGAAGUAUCCUGGUCAUCUUUCCACAGCUGACCUCCCUGGGAGCUGGUGCCAUUCAGACACUGAGAAGCCAACCCCUGGCCUCCAGUGUGUGUCCUUCUCAAUGUUUUCUCUGAAGGCCCUCCCAUGUGUGUCCUUCUCAAAGCUUUCUCUGAAGGCCAUGCCUAGGAAGGUGGAUCUUGGCCCCUGUGUGUGGUGUCAGAGCAGAGAUGAGGUUACCCCUCUGAGAACAUCUCACACCAUGUGAGCACAGAGAGGGCAGCUCAGUGGAGAGCACUGAGGACUGGGGCAGCACCCUGUGGAUCAGUCUUGGCCAAAUGAGCUCACCUUCGGUGCCUUAUUCUUCCUCUCUGCUAAAACUCAGCAAUGUGAACUUCUUGUUUGAAAUGUCUUGACAUUGGCUCUUGGGAGAAAAAGAAGCAAGAAAUCCCGGAGUUGAACACAUCUGCCUGCUCACAGUGUGUUCCUGUCACAGCAAGGGCCACUCUGGAUGCUGCUUUCCAUGAGCAUUCCGAGAUCCUCACUGCAAGUGUGCCAGCCUGAGGGAAUAGCUGCUCAUCCCUGCACAGUAAGGCCAGCACCAGCUUCCCUGUCUUCACCUGUGUCUCUCAAGGUUGGAAACACUAAGAGAGUGGUACUUUGAAUGCAGGGAGCUUGUGUGAGGCUCAGUGUGAGCAGCCCUCACAAAGCACUGGAGCAUCCAGCUCUCUCACAUGGAAAGAGGCCAUGCCAGUGGCACAGAGCCAGGAGGAGGAAGGAGAGGGGAAAGGGACAGGGAAAAUUACACUGAGCAGUGAAAUAGAGGGAGAGAGGUACUGCAGUUCACUCAACUAAAGUGCAGAGCCCAGAUCUCAAACACAGGCAGUUUUACCAGAAUACUAGAAACUUGAAAAACUCAAGCCUAUCAGGUAAAAGGACAGACCAGGGAAGACUUGUUAAAAGUCUUUAAAAAUCCAGGAAAAAGCCCCAAAUUAAGAUCCUGUGAAGUACAGCACUUCAGCUUCCCCUUCCCUCCUGGGCAGCUGCCCAAGGCAUUGGAUUCUCACUUGUGGGCUCACCUCCUGCCUUACCAGUCUCACAAGUCCAAAGUUAAGGUCCUUUUUGUACUUCAAGGAUGGGAGCCAAAGACUUUACAGUUUACUUGAGAUCAGCUUUAAAGUUCAAAUUCAGAUAGAAAUAAACUGUGCUUAUUCAAGUAUUCUAUCAUCAUGUAGCAUGGGAGUAACUAUAGAGGAAAUCAGACAACAGCAAUAGUUUUGCAGCAGACAUUUCUACAAACUCCCUUAUUAAUUUUAGUAUAUUUUUGUAUUGUGUAUUUUGUGGUCUGGAAAAGCAACAUGGCUGGGAAUACACUGCCAAUGUUCUAAAAUGUUUCCUUACCGUGACCUGUUAACAAUCAGUGCAUUGCUUGACAGAUGGCCAUGUUUUGUUGUGUUUUUUCUUAAAUUCAGUUCAAGAUAAUUAUUCUUACUGUCUUUUAUAAACUGCUACUGUUCCAGUGAAUUUGUAUCACUUGACUGUGUGUGAAUAAAGAUAUGGCCAAGAGGAAGGAGCCAGGAAAGCAGGGCAA
This is a messenger RNA of Cyanistes caeruleus (blue tit), 2513 nucleotides long. Lineage: Eukaryota; Metazoa; Chordata; Aves; Passeriformes; Paridae. The record is from RefSeq and is a predicted model, not a curated record.